Messenger RNA from Dendroctonus ponderosae (mountain pine beetle), 1591 nucleotides. Its product is annotated as nicastrin. Gene Ontology annotation, biological process: protein processing; Notch receptor processing. The record is from RefSeq and is a predicted model, not a curated record. Gene Ontology annotation, cellular component: membrane. NCBI's taxonomy places the organism in Eukaryota, Metazoa, Arthropoda, Insecta, Coleoptera, Curculionidae.
UGACACUUGUGAGGGUGAGGUUAUGACUAAUAUUUUGAGUUUCCAAACUAGAAAAAUAUACCCAGAAAAACAACAACAAAUGUGAAAAAUCAUGUCCAAGUCCCAUUUUGCGAUCUAUUUGGUGCAGUUGUUGCUCGUUGUCGGCCCCAGCGAUGCGGACCGAAUCAAAGACACCAUGUACAUGAAAAUCAGCGGCUCAGUGGCCUGCUAUCGGCGAAUGAACGCCACCCAUCAAAUCGGCUGCUCGUCUGCAAGAGGCGGCUCGGUGGGCGUAGUCCAUUACUGUGACAGCGCCGCAGAUCUGGACUUCAUUCUGAAGAAUGGCUCUGCAGGCCCGUACAUUCCAGUUCUGCCCAUAUCUCUGCUUAGCGCGGAGACUGUGAGCAAGCUCAGCUCUAGCAAGGUGAAGAUUUCUGGGUUGCUUCUGCACGCCAACAGCGAGAAUCUGCUGCAAAUGUCGCACGAGGAUCAAUGCCCGAACGAUAUCUUCAACGUGCAGCAAGCGCCGAAGACCUGCCCUGACAGCGGCGGCUGGAACCCUUGGGGCACGGGGUUGUUGUACGCAGACGUUCCAUUUCCGAUGUUCUACAUGCACAACGACAGCGAAGUCACGGCGAUUCGGCAUUGCUUCCAGGCGUUCAACAAUCACUCCUUUGCCACCCAAGCAGCGCGAUCGUUGUGCUCGCUGGAGUUGAACGCGUUCAUGUAUGGCACCACCAACACGCAGACCUGCAUACGGAGAUCCAACGUUGUCACCAAUCUGAACCCGGUGAAGUUUUGCGAUCCUCUGGGCGACAGCAACGUGUGGGGCGCCCUUUUCCCACUGGUAACUGGCGAGGAAAACGACAGUCAACCGAUCAGGGACGCAAAGUACAUUGUAGUCGCCGCUCGGCUGGACACGACGUCGCUUUUUGAAGAAACCGCCGGCGCCGAAAGCCCUAUAACCGGCGCAGUGGCGCUGCUUACCGUCGCCAAGCUGCUGAAGGAGAUGCUGCCCACUGCAGCAGCAAGCGUGAAAAGUAACGUGCUGUUCAUAUUGUUCAACGGCGAGACGUACGACUAUAUCGGCUCGCAGCGCCUUCUCUAUGACAUGGAGCGCGGACACUUCCCCACUGAUUUGCCCCCAAACAACCCCAUCCUGCCGACCAUUUACCCGGAGAAUGUUACGUUGUUCAUCGAGCUGUCGCAGCUGGGAGUGGGAGAGGCCACCUACGCUCAUUACUUGUCGGCAGACGCUUGGCUGGACAAGUUUGCGGCCAAUCUCACGAGAAACAAUCCCUCGACUGUGGUGCCUUUGAAGCCCACGCCCGACAGCCUUCCCCCAUCCUCUCUGCACACGUUCAUCAGGGGCAACACCUCGAUCCGGGGCCUGGUGCUGGCCAAUCACCAGACGGCCUAUCAGAAUCGCUUCUAUAACUCUUUGUUUGACAAUUCGUCCAACAUCGGCUAUCGCUACUACAACGGCAGUGAAAUAGGGGCGGGGACUCUGCAGCGGCAUAUUGCUGACGUGGCCACCAUGGUGGCGAAGAGCGUGUUUGAGGAGGUCACUGGGCAGGCCUAUCAGGGAGGAGCUUCGCCCAGUCUGCUAUUG